AAAUUCUAAUUCAUAUUUCGUAGCAUCACAAAUAUACAAGCUCAAUAGUUUUCAGGAAACUACGUUCAGAGUUUAAACGCUGUUGGACCUUGGAGGAAGUACCCGCUAAGACAUAAGUCUGAUUAUUGGCCUAAAAUAAGUGUUGGCGUGGUGGAUUAUUUGAAUUUCCUUAUUAGGAUCUUCUAUUACUCUCAUAGUAGUACCACUGCUAGAAAAUGUUUUCUUAAAGAAAAAGAUAAUCAAAUCCAUGUGCCUGCAUUACUCAAAGGAAGACGAUUUCCCACUGCUGAUGAACUAUGUUGUCUCCUUGCCAUUUGGAACAAGUUCAGUACAGAAGACAAUCAAACUAUUUUGCAGUCAGGUUUCAGCGUUGACGAGCGUACCAUUGUCUGAAUUACUCCACGUCUGCAAAAACAUAAUAUGAAAAAGAGAAGCACAACCACAACCACCUGACGAAACAAAACUGAAAUUUGAAGUACAGGUACUAGCAAAUACUUCUACUUCUCCUGUCCAAAUCAUCGUAUUACGCACUAUCACACACACACACACACACACACGAUCUACAGUACGCGGUAGAGAUCAAGAAAUGAGACGGCGUCAAAAUGGGAACAAAAGAUAGGAAUAAGAUAAGAAAAUGAUGUGUUGUUCAGUUCUUCGGUGAAGCUCUGAAGGAUGUUCUUGGAUUGCUCUCCUGGUCUGUCAUGGGUGUUUCUGACGAAUUUGAUGAUCGCUGUUCCUGAGACAAUCAAACAAAUUGCAGCCGAUGGAAAAGAUGGCCUUAAUAAGCUGUUAAUUCGUUGGCGUUGACAGCUUUGGUCACAUCAAAAUACCAUUUCAUCCCUUCCAGACUCUACAUGUUUACUGAUGAAUCCACAUCACAAAAAUACACAAACGCUACCUCCAAACCAAAUACAUGAAGCCUAACAAGUUUCUACCUCCAUUUGUCGAAGGUGUCGUUCUUUCUCUGUGUAUAUUUAGUUUAGACUAGGUAUGCAAUGACUCAAAAAUUGCCAUAGAUUUACUCCUGCAGAGAUGAACUGUAAAGAGAGUACAGCACAUAAUUAUCAGUUCAGAAAAAAAAGAAGAGUGAAUAAUCAAAUCAAGUUUUUUUUUCCUCUGAAAGCAAUGUCAGAUUUAUACCUCAAAGACACGAGCAGAUUGUCAGAUUUAAUAUAUAACGUCAUUAACUUUCUUGACAAACAUUUGGUCAUUUGUCUUAUUCAAAAUUUCCAUGCAAAUAUAAAAGUAUUUAAGUCACGCUUAAAUAAUAUUUGAUGAUAAAUCAAUUCACCACAAAAUAAAUAAUAAUUAAAUAUUUUUUUAAUAAAUUUCAGAAUACUACAACUUUAGUGAUAAAACUAUCGGUUUGCUAUAACAUUAACGAUAUUUUUUAGUUUGCUACAACAACAGUGUGUGAAAUUAUCACAAAACUGAAACUUUUACGUUAUUUGCUACAGUUGUCACCUAUAUAUACUGUAGUAGCAUAUAAUGUAAACAUUGUAGUAUUGUGAUAAGUUCUUACGUUAUUAUUGUAGCAAAUCGAUAGUUUUGUAACUAAAAUUGUAGUUUUCUGAAAUUUAAUCUAUUUUUUAAAAUAAGACGAAUGAUCAAAUGUAUAAAAAAAAUUAGCAACGUCACAUAUUAAAACCUGAAAGAAGUACUAGGAAUCCAUCAUAAAAAAAUCUUCACAAAGUCGAGAGGCUCAGAGCUCGCCCGGACACGGUCGGGCUGGCUAUCUCGCGCGAAACGAUCCAACGAAACAGCGCGCAGUGUCGAAUCCGAGGGCCGCCUCCCGCCGGUGCCGUCCAAAGCCGCGCGCAUCAGAAGCUACACCCUUUUUUAUCGAACACCACGCCCACCAGGUGCUCGCCACCGUGCGUGCAUGGACGACUUCUCCUUCUCCCACUCCGGCCCGCAAGGCGGCGGCCGCCACCGCCGGCGAGGUAGCCCCUACUCUGUCCCGGACAGCUCCACCUCCUUCGCCGCCGGGCUCCCCCCCUCCCCGCGCGGCGGCCCGCGGCGCCGGGAUGUGGUCGUCGACGACAUGUCGUGGCAGAGCUCAGUGUCCUGGCAGCCGGACACGUCGUGGGCGCAGCCCCACGGCCUCGGCGCCGCCGUCGGGCCCUGGGCGCCCGCCAGGAUGGGGAGCGCCGGCCGCCGUGGCCCCGCGCUGUUCCGGCGGACGGCGAGGGAGUACUACGUGUCGAGGCGGUCCGCCCGCCCGCGCUACCGCGACGUCUCCUCGUCGGCGCACAGGCCCGUCGCCGCCGCCGCCGGCGGCGGUGGCGGCAGGCGGCUGGAGCUGCAGAGCGUGGUGACCGACGCGAGCCGCGCCAUCGUCGUGGUGCCGAACACCUCCUUCGCCAGCAACGACGACAGCGUCGUCGUCGCCGACUCCGCCGUCUACUCCGCGCCCGGCCAUGACGCCGGCCGAGGAGGACGAGCCAUGGUGAGGUACAGCGACACCAACGCCGCCGCCGCCGCCUCCCGCGAGGUCUCCUUCUCGCGCGACAACCACGACCAGCUCUACGUCUCCGCGGCGCGGCGUGACCCGCCCAGCUUCGGCUACGACAUCAGCGUCGCGUCCUUCAGCGGCCAGAGCCGGUACGAGGACGCCGUCGGCGACUACGACGACGACGACGACGAGAUCGACGUGAGGGUCGGGAAGCCCGUCGGCGUCGCGGGGCUUUUCAAGUACUCGACGGCCAUGGACAUCGUCCUCCUCGUGCUCGGGUGCGUCGGCGCCAUGAUCAACGGCGGCUCGCUGCCAUGGUACUCCUACCUGUUCGGUAACUUCGUCAACAAGAUCGUCAACGUCGACAAGACGCAGAUGAUGAAGGACGUCAAGCAGAUUAGUGUGUACAUGGCGUUCCUUGCUGCAGUUGUCGUCGUAGGAGCCUAUCUUGAGAUCACCUGCUGGAGGAUCAUCGGCGAGAGGUCGGCGCUGCGGAUGCGGCGAGAGUACCUGAAGGCGGUGCUGAGGCAGGAGAUCGGAUUCUUCGACACGGAGGUGAGCACCGGCGAGGUGAUGCACAGCAUCUCCGGCGAUGUCGCCCAAAUCCAAGAAGUCAUGGGAGAGAAGAUUCCAGGAUUCGUGCACCACGUCUUCACCUUCGUCUUCGGCUACGUGGUCGGCUUCGCCAAAUCGUGGAGGAUCGCUCUCGCCGUCUUCGCCGUCACGCCUGCCAUGAUGGCGUGCGGCAUGGCCUACAAGGCCAUCUAUGGCGGCCUCACCGCCAAGGAAGAGGCAUCGUACCAGCGUGCCGGCGACGUGGCGCAGCAGGCGAUCAGCUCGAUCAGGACGGUGAUGUCGUUCGUCAUGGAGGAGCGGCUCGCCGGCGAGUACGCCGAGUGGCUGGACAAGGCGGCGCCGAUCGGCGUCAAGAUGGGGUUCGCCAAGGGCGCCGGCAUGGGGGUGAUCUACCUGGUGACCUACUCCCAGUGGGCGCUGGCGCUCUGGUACGGCUCCAGGCUCGUCGCCAACGGCGAGAUCAAGGGCGGCGACGCCAUCGCCUGCUUCUUCGGCGUCAUGGUCGGAGGAAGGCACGCACAUCGCAGGGGCUUGGCGCUGACGCUGUCGUACAUGGCGCAGUUCGCGCAGGGCACGGUGGCGGCGGGGCGGGUGUUCGAGGUCAUCGACCGGGUGCCGGAGAUCGACGCGUACGGCGCCGGCGGGCGGGCGCUGCCGGCGGUGAAGGGGCGGAUGGAGUUCAAGGACGUGGAGUUCGCGUACCCGUCGCGGCCGGACGCCAUGGUGCUGUACAACCUCAACCUGGUCAUCCCCGCCGCCAAGACGCUGGCGCUCGUCGGCGUCAGCGGCGGCGGCAAGUCCACCAUGUUCGCGCUCAUCGAGCGCUUCUACGACCCGACUCGAGGGUCGAUCACGUUGGACGGCCAUGACCUCGCGUCGCUGAACCUCCGGUGGCUCCGGUCGCAGAUCGGGCUCGUCGGGCAGGAGCCCGUCCUCUUCUCCACCUCCAUCAUCGAGAACGUCAUGAUGGGGAAGGAGAACGCCACGCGCCACGACGCCAUCUCGGCGUGCGCCAUGGCCAACGUCCACACCUUCGUCCUCGCCCUCCCCGACGGCUACGACACUCAGGUUGGGGACCGUGGGGCCCAGCUGUCGGGGGGACAGAAGCAGCGGAUCGCGCUGGCGCGCGCCAUCAUCCGCGACCCGCGCAUCCUGCUGCUGGACGAGCCAACCAGCGCGCUGGACACCCAGUCGGAGGCCGUGGUGCAGCAGUCCAUCGACCGCCUCGCCGCCGGCCGCACCGUCGUCGUCAUCGCGCACCGCCUCGCCACCGUCCGCAACGCCGACACCAUCGCGGUGCUCGACCGCGGCGCCGUCGUCGAGUCCGGCCGCCACGCCGACCUCAUGGCCCGCCGCGGGCCCUACUCCGCGCUGGUCAGCCUCGCCUCCGACAGCGGCGGCGCCAGGCCAGACCUCGCCGGCGCUGCAGCGGCGUACACCAGCUUCACCGACGAGUCGGGGUACGACGUGUCGGUGUCCAAGUCGAGGUACGGCUUCCAGACGAUUCGAGAAGAGGAGGAGAAGAAGGAUUCGCAGGACGCCAAGGUGAGGGUCUCCGAGAUAUGGAGGCUGCAGCGGCGGGAAGGUCCAUUGCUGAUUUUGGGGUUCUUGAUGGGCAUACACGCCGGCGCGGUGUUCUCGGUGUUCCCGCUGCUGCUGGGCCAGGCGGUGGAGGUGUACUUCGACGCCGACACGGCGAGGAUGAAGCGGCAGGUGGAGUACCUGGCCAUGGCGGUGGUCGGCCUCGGCGUGGCCUGCAUCCUGACCAUGACGGGGCAGCAGGGGCUGUGCGGCUGGGCGGGCGCCCGGCUCACCAUGCGCGUCCGGGACCGCCUCUUCCGCGCCAUCAUGCGGCAGGAGCCCGCGUGGUUCGACGAGGAGGACAACGCGAUGGGCGUCCUGGUGACGCGGCUCGCGCGGGACGCCGUCGCGUUCCGCUCCAUGUUCGGCGACCGCUACGCCGUGCUGCUCAUGGCCGUCGGCUCGGCCGGCGUGGGGCUCGGCAUUUGCUUCGGGCUGGACUGGCGGCUCACGCUGGUGGCCACGGCGUGCACGCCGCUGACGCUCGGCGCCAGCUACCUCAACCUGCUCAUCAACGUGGGCGCCAGGUCCGACGACGGCGCGUACGCCCGCGCCAGCGGCAUCGCCGCCGGCGCCGUGUCGAACGUGCGCACCGUCGCGGCGCUCUGCGCCCAGGGCAGCGUCGUCGGCACGUUCAACCGCGCGCUGGACGGGCCGGCGGCCAAGGCCAGCCGGAGAUCGCAGCUCAUGGGCGUCAUCCUCGGGCUCUCCCAGGGCGCCAUGUACGGCGCCUACACGGCGACGCUCUGCGCCGGCGCCCACUUCAUCAACAAUGGCGUGUCCACCUUCGGCGACGUGUCCAAGAUCUUCCUCAUCCUCGUCCUCAGCUCCUUCUCCGUCGGCCAGCUCGCCGGCCUCGCCCCUGACACCUCCGGCGCCCCGGCGGCCAUCGCCGGCAUACUAACCAUCCUCAAGCGACGUCCGGCGAUCACCGGAGACUCCACCAAGCGAAGGAUCACGAUCAAGGACGGGAAGCCCAUCGACGUGGAGCUCCGGAAGGUGACGUUCGCGUACCCGUCGCGGCCGGAGGUGACGGUGCUGAGCGGCUUCUCGCUGCGGGUGAAGGCCGGCACGACGGUGGCGGUGGUCGGCGCGAGCGGGAGCGGGAAGUCGACGGUGGUGUGGCUGGUGCAGCGGUUCUACGACCCGGGCGACGGGAAGGUGGUGGUCGGCGGCGUGGACGCGCGGGAGCUUGACCUCAAGUGGCUCCGCGGCGAGUGCGCCAUGGUGGGCCAGGAGCCGGCCCUCUUCAGCGGGUCCAUCCGAGACAACAUCGGGUUCGGCAACCCAAAGGCCUCGUGGGCCGAAAUCGAGGAGGCCGCCAAGGAGGCCAACAUCCACAAGUUCAUCUCCGCCCUCCCCCAAGGCUACGAAACCCAGGUUGGGGAGAGUGGGGUGCAGUUGUCAGGUGGGCAGAAGCAGAGGAUCGCGAUCGCGCGGGCGAUCGUGAAGCAGGCGAGGAUACUGCUGCUGGACGAGGCGAGCAGCGCGCUGGACCUGGAGUCCGAGCGGCACGUGCAGGAGGCCCUGAGGAGGGCCUCGCGGCGCGCCACGGCGAUCACCGUGGCGCACCGCCUCUCCACCGUGCGCGACGCCGACCGCAUCGCCGUCGUCAGCGCCGGCAGGGUCGUCGAGUUCGGCGGCCAUGACGCCCUCCUCGCCGGCCACGGCGACGGCCUCUACGCUGCCAUGGUGAAGGCGGAGACGGAGGCACAAGCGUUCAAGUAAAAAAAAAAAAAAGGUUAUCUCGUUGCUGGGGGAUUUGCAAUUAUAACACUGCAAAUAUUAAUCUUUGUUAUAAUGAUACUAGACCCAUAUUUCAUAGAUACAGAUGGGUCCAUUUAUCAUCCACUCGAAAUGUCAAAACAGUAAAGCCCCAAUGUUUGCAGUGUGCUAAGUAAUUUGGAUACUAUGACAUAUUUUUUUGGUUUUAAUUAGUGACUUGGGAUAUGCUGAUUAAGUGAUGAUUGUUCCACUAUAUGUGUCAAUAUAUAAAUGACGGAUAUUAUGCCGUAUUUUUUUGGAA
Molecule: messenger RNA, 6638 nt
Organism: Oryza sativa Japonica Group (Japanese rice)
Lineage: Eukaryota; Viridiplantae; Streptophyta; Magnoliopsida; Poales; Poaceae
Source: RefSeq, a predicted model, not a curated record